Phytophthora infestans T30-4 is the source of this 1161-nucleotide messenger RNA. Its product is annotated as aurora-like protein kinase. Gene Ontology annotation, biological process: mitotic spindle organization; regulation of cytokinesis; protein phosphorylation. The record is from RefSeq and is a predicted model, not a curated record. Gene Ontology annotation, molecular function: protein kinase activity; ATP binding. The transcript has a single exon. Lineage: Eukaryota; Oomycota; Peronosporomycetes; Peronosporales; Peronosporaceae. Bases 1 to 1152 code for a protein of 383 amino acids. Gene Ontology annotation, cellular component: spindle midzone; spindle microtubule; chromosome passenger complex.
AUGCGACGGUUUGACGCGGACAAGGAGAACCGCGUGGCGACCACCUCCAGCUACUCGCAGCGCGCGCCGCUCUCGUCUCGCCAGCUUAAACCCGCAGGAACGGCUACCGCGUCUGGCGCCAUGAAGCGGCCCCACAACCAGACGGACGGCUCUAAAUACCCGCGCAAAGCUGGAGGAGACAGAACCGACGCCUCUCGACGGCCACACGGCGAUGCACCGUCGUAUCUUCAUGGCACAGGUUUGUACAAGGCGACUACAGGCUCUUCAGUGCCCAAUCGGUUAGGCUCCACGAGUUCCAAGGCCUCAGCAGUCUCUGCCAACGCAGAGACAAAGACCGACGAGACGUCGUCUGGAAAGAAGACGUGGAAACUCAGUGACUUUGAGAUCGGCAAACCGUUGGGCAAGGGAAAAUUCGGCAACGUUUAUCUUGCUAGAGAGAAACAGUCCAAGUAUGUGGUGGCACUCAAGGUGCUGAACAAACAGCAGCUCAUGAAGUCGAGUAUGGAGCAUCAGUUGCGUCGAGAGAUCGAGAUUCAGUCCCACCUGCGACACAAAUCCAUACUGAGACUGUACGGCUACUUCUACGACGCCAAGCGCGUGUAUCUGAUCAUCGAGUAUGCCCCGCAGGGAGAGCUCUACAAGAAGCUGAUGCGUGCCGGUCGCUUCUCGGAAAAACAGUCGGCUCUGUACAUUCAGGAGAUGGCACGUGCUCUUAUCUACAUGCACAGCAAGCACGUGAUCCAUCGAGACAUCAAGCCCGAAAACCUGCUCGUUGGCUUCCACGGAGAGCUCAAGAUUGCUGACUUCGGGUGGUCAGUACACGCGCCGUCUUCUAGACGCACGACGCUCUGCGGUACACUGGACUACCUGCCACCUGAGAUGAUCGAGAACAAGCCACACGACGAAAAUGUGGACGUAUGGACGCUUGGCAUCCUCAUGUACGAGUUUCUAACCGGUGCGCCUCCUUUCGAGACCGAGAACACCAAGGAGACUUAUCGCCGCAUUGCGCACGUGGACCUCAAGUUUCCUAGCUACGUGUCUUCCGAGGCUCGAGAUCUGCUGGUGAAGAUUCUGCGUCACGACCCACAGCACCGCAUCUCACUGGAACGCGUGCUGGAACACCCAUGGAUCGUGCAGCACUGCGAGUCGUAGUGUACAGGU